AUGCCACAAUGGGCAGACAAACGGAAGGCAUUCACGCAAGCCCAACGCAUGAGAAUCCAAGUUCAUUCUUAUUUCGCACUUAACAUUCAUGUCUUGUGCGAUUUCUGUAUUAUUGGUACUAUGAUUGCUAUUGGUCCGUCACUGUUCAACAGUGUUCGGCUUUUUUCAGCUUGCAUAAUGUUUGAUUCUGAUCUGGAUCAGAGGGUAUCGUCCGGAAUUUCGGCGGGAACUCCUACGGGACUCCAGGAAGGCAUAUAUACACUCUUUGACCCUCGAGGAAUCAGCCUGCUCAUAAAGGAUACCGUCGUUAUGGGUGACCGUUAUUUCUCCUUACUAGGCGACAAAUUAUCAGAGUUCCUCACUCCAAAGUCCGGGAUCGUGAUUCUUCUCCUCACUGUGGUCACGUCUUUGGCUUUGAGAUCCGAAAAACGAAAGCCUUCUUCAGUAGUGGGUUCUACGAAAACGAGCUCCAAUGCCGUGGAUAUCAACGAAGAACGUGUUCCUGGAGAGUGGACACCAAGAGUCUUCCAAUAUCCACCUGUUCCGCCGUGUCCUCUUGAUCUGCCUGACAUCAAACCGAUUCUAUAUAGGCCAUUCAGAUGGGGUCAAUAUCACGUCACAAUGGGCACACGCAGCAUGCCUUGGGAAGAUUGGAUCGAGAUCGAUAACACAUACGCCAGGUACCAGCGUAUCAGGGAGCAUCGAAUGAACACGAAAGACGGCGAUGUUCUGCGCCUCCUUCCUGCGAGUCCUGGCGUAAAAUCUGGGUACGAUGCAGGCAAGCCGAUCGAACUCGUUCACGAACUAGCCGAGUACCUGCAUAAGAGAUACCCAACGGCCUUCCAUGUUACACGGAUGACGGAAUCCUCCCAGAGUCCCAUUAAAACUAUUUACGUUGUUCCGGUUGACAUAAACUAUGACCUCCCGCCUCCCCUGCUCUUAGACAGCAAGGAAAGCCCGCUGGUUAUUCGCAGUGUAGAAAUGGAGGAAGCCGAAAAUGCUAUGAAAAUCGCUGCUUCGUUGGUACAAGAUGAUCUAGCUAUCAUGGUAGAAGGCUCUGACGAUCGGUACUAUUUCCAAGGAGGGGCCAUUUGCGUUGCAGGGAAUUGGCGCUUGCGAGACAAGAUAGGCCUAGCGAUGGAAGACAUACAUGUCACCGUUCCUCAGUAUCGCGAAAAACUACAUGUCAGUCUCACACGAUUUUUCCGUCGCCUUCCUGUCGACAAGCCUGUCAUUCGUAACAAUUAUUCCAUCCAAAUCGUACCGCCGACAUAUAAUGGAGACGGCCUCGUAGAUCCAGAGGAACUGGCUUGGUCCUCGGUUUUAAAUGGACCGGAGACAGAAUUUGAACACAGGCAUGGUAGGCAGACCGAGCCUCCGCUGGUAACACCCGAAACUCUUAGAUUAAGGACAGAGCGGCAGACUCUUCGAAGGCUGCCAUUGUCUGGUGCAAUAAUCUUUGGUAUUCGGACAUAUGUCAUCGCAGUAGAGACUUUGGCUAAAGAGCCUGCAGUUCCUGGGAGGAUGGCCAGCGCUGUGAGGGGAUGGCCUGAGAGCGUGAGGGCAUACAAAGCAGGAUCGAUAUAUGGUGAUAUUCUGUUGGAGUAUUUGGACAGAUGCGCACAAGAGCAGGAAGAGAAGGGAAUAGUAGAGGAUCCAAUGAGAAAGUAUCCAUUCUGA
Messenger RNA from Guyanagaster necrorhizus, 1680 nucleotides. RefSeq lists its product as uncharacterized. The coding region runs from base 1 to 1680 and encodes 559 amino acids. The transcript has 9 exons. The record is from RefSeq and is a predicted model, not a curated record. Lineage: Eukaryota; Fungi; Basidiomycota; Agaricomycetes; Agaricales; Physalacriaceae.